AUGGUAAUAUCAUCUGAUAGUAAUAAAAAGAAUAUGAUUCAACAAACACAAUUUAAUUCAUCUGAUGGACUUUUUAAUCAAUCGUCUCAAAUGCGUUCAUUUGAUUCAGGCGUUCUUCUUCCACGUUGGGAAUAUCGAUCAUCAUCAUCAACAUUAAACAAUUAUGCGCCACUGAACUCAACUAUCCAAUCUGAUGAUACUCGUAUUGGUUCUUCUUCAAUUGAACAACAACAACAACAACAACAACAACAAACAUCUUCCAAUACUAUGCAAUAUCCGUUUUCUUCGACUAAAGAUUUUUGUGAUGAAAUUGAUGAUAUUAUGAAACAUGACGAUGUCCUUCUGAUAAGUCCAUCGCCAUCGUCAUUAACAAAUAUUUUAUCGCCAACGUCAACGGAUCAAGAAUUCGAUCUUGACACAUUUAAUGACUAUCUUGAACCACAACCACAAUUUAAUAAACAUUUACCGUCUUAUAUUGACAGAUGUUCACAACAUCCAUCAAUUUCAGAUAUUAAAACAAACUAUCCUUCUCAACCAUUGAAUAUAUCUUCCAUGUGUCCGACAAUACUUUCUCCACCACCUUCUACAUCAUCACCAUCAUUUUUACAAUUAUCCAAUACUCAGCCUGUUGACGUUAUACGUCCAACAUCAAAUUCAAAUUGUGUGAUAACUCUGAAUAAUUUAUCAAACAGUAAUAGUACUCUGUCGCAUCCAUCCUCAUCACUUGGAAUAAGUCCAAAAUUUAUCAAUUUAAGUUUAAAUUGUACAUUUCCAGAUAAAUCAUCACAACAACAACAACAAAUUGUAAGAAAAACAGGAAAAAAUUUUUAUAUAACAUCUCAACAUCCACAACAAUAUUCACCAUUAAUAAAGUCUCAAACUCAACAAUUAUUAGGUACAUCUUACCCAUUUGAAGUACAACAAGAAUUUAUAUCAGAUAGUAAUCAAAGUCAACGAAAUCGUUCAGCAAAUCGAUGUGGUUUAUUUAAUACAAUUCAAUGUACUGAUUUAAAAAUUGAAAACAAAAGUCCAUUGAAUGAACAACAACAAAUAACAUCGCCUACGUCUUAUAUUUCUAUAUCACCAUCAUCCUAUUUAAGUAAAACAUCAACAACAAAUGGUUCAUCGUCUUCAAUCAGUAAUGAAUCAAAUGUGACUAACAAUAAUAACAAAUGGCCAUAUUCUCCACGACCUGUAUCAAAUUCAUUUUCUGAAGUACAACAACAACAGAGUACAAAUCUUUCAUCAUCAUAUGGUGGAUUUUCAUCUACACCAUCAUUUAUGAAAAGUUUUAAUCAACGUACUUCGACUCUAAAAUCUCCCAUACGUCAUCAUUCACGUUCAUUAAUUUCAAAAACAACCAAUAUCACAGAAUUGAAUUUUCAACAAACAAAUUGUACAUUAUAUUCGUUAAACAAUAGUUCUACAACGAACACUACAAAUAAUCCUCUAUUUUCAACAGUGAAUAACAAUGAACAAAAACAACAUUCAUCCUUAUCUUCAACGUUUAUAAGCAAAGGACAAGAUGAUAUAAAAGAUGAUCCUUCGAGUCCAACAGGAACUGUUGACCUUCAUAGUGAAUCAGAUUUAUGGUCGGAUAUGGAGAAUGAUCAUUUUCGUGAUGAAGAAGCUGACGAUAAUGAUGCUGAAAAUUUUAUCAAUUCAAAUGAGUUAUUUCCAAAAUAUAUGACACAGUCCAAUGAAGUAGAUACAAAUUCAACAGCAACAACAAAUCCUCCCCCAGUAGAAACAUCAAAUGGAAAUCAAUCAUCAUUAUUUUGGCAAUAUAACGUUCAAGCUAAAGGACCCAAGACGAAACGGGUAUUAUAUUUGAAAGAACGUGAUCCACAUUUGUAUCGGGAAUUUUCUGAUCCUGUUUAUCAAAUAAAAUUAACACAAACAAAAGGGCAUACCUUGAACAAACUACGAAAAGGUGAUGGAAAUGACGUGACACCAAAUCCAAUGAAACUAUAUCAGCUUGGUAAACAAAUCCAAGAUCUUUCUAGUAGUGGUACCAUUCCAUCCACAUCGGGGUUACCCUGUUUAAACGGUAUAUUUUUGCUCGAUCAUAAUAUUAUUGAUACCAGUGCCAUUACAGCACAAGCAAAUGACUCAUUAGAAGUCAAAAAAGAAAAAAACAAAAUAGCAAGCAGAGCAUGUCGUUUACGAAAGAAAGCCCAACACGAGGCAAACAAGUUGAAAUUACAUGGUCUCAAUGAAGAACAUAAAGCAUUGAUUGACGUUAUAUCAUCUAUGAAAUUAAUCAUUUUAAAACGUUUGAAAGAUAGUCAGUUUUUCUCAUCAUCAUCGAAUCCUAAAUUGGAACCAAUACUCGAUCAACUUUUGGCAUCAAAAUAUCAUAUGCCUGUUGCUGGAAAUACCGAUGGUUUUGUUCAGUCAAUUGUAAAAGAUCUAGAACAUAUAUAUACGUCUAAACGAACUGAUCGUAAUUAA
This is a messenger RNA of Didymodactylos carnosus, 2454 nucleotides long. Lineage: Eukaryota; Metazoa; Rotifera; Eurotatoria; Philodinida; Philodinidae. The record is from the annotation of a GenBank genome assembly.